AUGUCUCGGCCUAUCAAGGCUUUGAAGCCGUGUGAGCUAGAGAUACGAUUGUCAGGGACCAUCCCCCCUCAAGCGCCUAAUUACAUUGAAAGACCAUCGGUUGAGAAGGAAAUCGUGGAGAAACUGCUGUCGACAGAUAAUAUAUUUAAGGAAGCGUAUGAUAUCCGUACGGAAUUUUCAGACGACGAGAAACGGAAGAGUGAGACGCAUGCGCACACCACUACUAAACUCGGCUUGUGUUAUCUUCUUCAGGGAGAAGAAGAGGAAGGCCGCAACCUACUCCAGGAAGGAAUAGACAUACGGGAUAGAUUAGGUGUUUCUUUGUAUGUCGCCGCUGGUUACUGUGAUCUUGGACAUAGCUAUCGGUAUUGCAACGACCAUCUAAAAGCAAUCGAGACCUGGGAAAACAAAGCUUUGCCAGUUUACGAAAGGGAGCUUGGCGAGCACCCCUGGGCUGCUACGCUGUUAUACUGGAUUGGCUACUCGUACAUAACCCUCGCCGGUGAAAAUAAUUCGGGAGAUUACGCCGACAAGGCCAAGAGAAAGCUCGAGAAGGCUCUGGAGAUACAAACGAAAAUGCUGGGGGACCAUUCAGAUACUGCUCGCUCCCACGUUUGUCUUGGUGAUGCUUUCAGGAUCCAAGGUAAAUUGAAAUUGGCAUUGGAGGAACUCCAGAAGGGACUUGAAAUUCGGGAAAACGUGCUUGGCCCUGAUCAUGAGAAAACGAUUGUUACGAGGGAGAAAAUAGAAGAAUUUCAACGACUUCACGAAGAGUCGAGAUCGAGAAGCAGUUUAUUUCCAUCGGGACAACCAAACACCAAGAAAGGAGUUGAAAAUACGAUGCAAAGCGGAGUAUUUUUGACGAGCUUCAAGGGGUUUGAGUAAGUGUCGAGUGUUUGAUAUAUCUUCAGUUGUCAAUCGAAACAAAAACUAAGGGGUACAGGUAGAAGCAAAAUCGUCGAAAUCUAUGCUAAUUAAGACCGGGUAUCCAAUAGCCUCCUUGACGGUGGUGAUUUUCUUUGUUUAAACUUGACGAAUUAUUAAUGAAUUUGAGAACCGUCACUAAAACCUACUAAUAGCUAUGGAUCGGUGAGCUUAGCUUAUUAUUGAAAAGGAUAGCUCACCUUAAGAUUACUUUCUUUAAACGUUUAAUUUGGCACUGAAGAAAGGAAAACAUCAGUCCUUAUUCAGGUAUGUUGUACUUUAUUAAUCUCAGCGGUUUUCUUAAUGACAACCAUGCCAUGGCAGGUGUUGAAUGCCUUAACUGAGCUAGUUCAAAUAUUUGAUAAUUACUUAUUCACUUAUAUACAUAACAUUUUUACCACCACAGUGGAUUCUCAAAGAGUGAACUUAAACUACUGUGUAUUUACUGAAUCAGCAUCCGUGUGAAUUGAAAACUGAACAAACAGCAUGCAGAACAUGAUCGUCCGUAGAUUUUUUUGACAACCAGAUCGAUUGAGUUUGCAUAUAUGCAAAAACGGCACAUAGGCUCAGUAAGCAAUGACCAUCUAUAAGUUUCCUAAAAAGUAAAUUCACUGAAGCAUAUUCGGUUGAAUCGCUUGAGAAAGCAAAAUAUCAGGAUUAGAAGAAUUCGUCUUAAAAUGUUCCAAUAUUCUAAUGUUCUCAAAGUUAUCCGCAUUUUGUUAAUACAAGUUAGGAAUGCAUAUUUUUGUUUCUCGUGGAGUAGACUGAUUUCGUAGUUGUAGCUAGCUGUAGCUAAGCGCAUUGACCACCACAAACAUUCAACAAACAUUCAACAUUUUACAUAAAUGAUAACUUUAGGCUCUGUCCACAAGAUACUGAAGAGAUAUGAAAAUGAAAGCGCAUCAAAUGUUUUCAGUCCACAUUAGCUACCGGAUUGGAUUUGUGUUUGUGAAAAGCUCGAACAGGAAAAUCACAUCGUUUACGAAAAGCCCCGUUUUCAAAAUUAAAUGAUGUUUUUCGUACACACUGAGACGCAAAGCCGGCGUUUUCAUGUUCCUUCGGUUUGAAGAGCAUUUUCGAAUAGCUCCGUUUUCGUGACAGAUUAGCGCAGACGGUAGGCCUAACCGUAGAAUAUAUUAAAGCUUCGUUUUCGCCGUUGUAUGGCCAUGGUCGAGGCCUUGCCCUAAUGAAUGUGUUUCUAGGCAAAAGACUUCUAUCACCAAUGUCAGGGUAAGGUUUCUUCUGCACUGAAAAGACAACUCACUUGGUGCUUGAUAGGAGGUAGAGGUUUUUUUAUGCUGUUGUUUUACUAAGUUUUUUGGUGAUGUGCAGCACCUUUGUAGACUAGAGUAUUGUGUUUGGUCAUAAACCUUGUGACGAGUUUUAAGUCCGAAACAGAGUGCUUUUUACCCAAAUAUCAGUUAACAGGUCUUUCUUAUUUGUGCGUGAGAUUUUACUUUUUAAAUAAAUUGCCUU
Orbicella faveolata is the source of this 2400-nucleotide messenger RNA. RefSeq lists its product as uncharacterized. Gene Ontology annotation, molecular function: protein binding; ADP binding. NCBI's taxonomy places the organism in Eukaryota, Metazoa, Cnidaria, Anthozoa, Scleractinia, Merulinidae. The record is from RefSeq and is a predicted model, not a curated record.